AUGUUCCAGAUUCUCGCUGAUGACACGCCCAUUGCGUGCACGACUAUCGAGGAGGUGGGAUCUACCGGAGUCGGAGCGCUCACCGUAGGGUUUGUUAUCCUCAUUGUUAGCACCAUUGUCUUCCUCUCCAAGGCCAACGUCAGCGGAGAGCAGAGGAAGUAUUACACGUGCACCACCUACAUCUGCGGCUUCGCGGCCAUGGCAUACUUUGCCAUGCUCUCUGGCCAGGGAUGGACUGCUGUUGCUGGAUGCCGCCAGUUCUUCUAUGCCAGGUACGCGGACUACAUCGUCACCACCCCUCUCGUCAUCCUCCUCUUGGGUCUCGUCGCGGGCGCUGACGCAGCUACCAUCGCCAACACCGUCGGAGCUGACAUCGUGUGGGUUCUGUGCUCGUACAUGGGAGCUGUUUCAGUUGUCACCACCGUCAAGUGGUUCUGGUUCUUGGUCAGCUUGAUCGGCCUUGCUGGCGUCAUCGUCAACCUUGCCAGAAGCUUCAAGGAAGCCUCCAACCAGCGUGGCGCUGAGAUCGCUGAGCUCUACGGCAAGGCUGCCUGGCUCAUCAUCCUCACCUGGUUCUGCUACCCCAUCGUCUGGCUCUUCUCCGAAGGAUUUGCCUCCUUCUCCGUCUCUUUUGAGGUUUGCGCCUACUGCAUCAUCGACGUCGUCUCCAAGGUUGUGGUUUCCUUCAUGAUCAUGAGCGCGCACGACAUUCUUGGCGACACCGUGAGUGUGUCAAAGGAGUUCGUUUAA
This is a messenger RNA of Guillardia theta CCMP2712, 750 nucleotides long. RefSeq lists its product as hypothetical. The coding region runs from base 1 to 750 and encodes 249 amino acids. Lineage: Eukaryota; Cryptophyceae; Pyrenomonadales; Geminigeraceae. The transcript has 5 exons. The record is from RefSeq and is a predicted model, not a curated record. Gene Ontology annotation, cellular component: plasma membrane.